AUGACAAUUUGUUGUACUGAACGGCACAGUGCUGUACUACUACGGGCAUUGGAUUCUUACAAUAUGACUCAGCUCGACUCCGAUUUAAGCACACCCCAAGGAGCAUAUAUGUUCGGUUAUCAUGGAAUAGAAACCAUACGCGACGCGUUACUGCACGGUACCGUAACUAUGUACGCACUGCCACCUUUGUGCCCAAGUCAGCUGGCCGUAAAUCGUAAUCAGACGCCGGUGAAUCGUGAAUGGUGA
This is a messenger RNA of Macrosiphum euphorbiae (potato aphid), 246 nucleotides long. The record is from the annotation of a GenBank genome assembly. Lineage: Eukaryota; Metazoa; Arthropoda; Insecta; Hemiptera; Aphididae.